ACUACUAAAUAAUAUAACGUACGAUCCCUAAUCUAAUCUUCCUCUCACAGCAAAACCAAAAAUGGAUUCUAGGAGUGACUCUUCCCCCCCUCUAUGCUUUUAAGAAAAUGAUUGAGCAAAAAAAGAAAGAUAAGAAGCAAUGGCCAAUACUUUAUCCACACCAUUCGGAGAUUAGCCACCAAACAAUAACAAUCUAAUGAUCUAUCCAAUGGAGAACCCUUCACACCUUCGGGGUCUAACCAAGAACUUGGGAUUCCAAUUCCAUAUCCCUUACAAUUUUACUAAAACUCCGACCAAGAUUUCAUCUAAUGACUUAGACAACACAUAUUGAUCGUUGUACACAAACAAUGUCGAUGUUUCACUCGUUCCAAUUACUAGAACUCAACAUAAUGUCCGCACAGGAACUAGCUCCCGUCUCCCGUAAAAUGAAGACGUACGCGGUGGCUUGGAUUCACUCCGAGCGUAAACUCACCACCCGCAUCGACUACUCCGGCGGCGCUAACCCAACUUGGAAUGACAAGUUCGUUUUCCGAGUCAGCGAGGAUUUCCUCUACGCAGAUACUUCAGCAGUAGUGGUUGAAAUCUACACCUUGCAUUGGUUCCGUGACGUUCACGUAGGCACAAUCCGUGUCCUCAUCAGCAACCUAAUCCCACCAAACCGUCGACCUGGAUACCGAAGCAACGACGAGUACCGCCAUACUCCACCUCUUAGGAUGAGAUUCGUGGCGCUUCAAGUUCGUCGGCCAUCUGGUCGUCCUCAGGGGAUAUUGAACAUCGGUGUGGGCGUCCUUGACGGAUCUAUGCGAAGUUUGCCGCUUUACUCGCACAUAGACAGGUCUGCCGUUGGUCCCAGAGACUUGCUUGGUGAAGAGGAUCCGCAUUUUCAUCUUAACAGCUUCAAAGAGAGCUCCAAGAAUCCACAAUCUCCAUUAUCGUCAUCGAAACAGUACCAAUCCAUAGUCUCUAAACCACUGUUGUUGCUCCGUCGUACGAGAAGUGAUACUAGCUCGAUGGUUGUUUCUGAUCUUCUGAACAGAGCUGAGCGGAGCCGUGUGGCUAAUACGAAGCCUGUGAGCAGCAAUUCGGAAACUACGACUACGACGUCGGGACACCAUACGACGACGUCGGACUUAGACGAUAACAAGUCUCCUUAUGAAACUCCUAAUAUUCCUAGGCAGAGAUAUGAUUCGUUCGAGCUAGAUUUCGUGGACCAAUUAAGCGAGAACUACAAUGUGAUACCGCCGAGAUGUGAGAGAUACGACGAGUCCUCAUCAUCACCUUAUCAAUUGUAUGAUAAUUCACGCAAAACUCCUAGAAGGUCAACAACGCCGAUGAUCGAGAAACCGAGGGAUUAUGACCGUAGCAGCAAUCGCGCUUCCUCGUACUUGUCAAAGCACGGAACGCCGUUGAGAUCAAACAUCGUCGCGUCUACUCCGGUCAGAUCUAACAUGGUUUCAUCUAGUCCUAUGCAAUCCACAUGCGUUCGAUCAACUCCAAGGAGAUCUAACUUCCUAGUGCCGACUCCGUUACGAUCUAACAUCGUCGGUUCUACUCCGAUCAGAUCUAACGUGGUUACAUCUAGUCCUAUGCGAUCUAAUAUCGUCGGAUCGACUCCGAUACAAUCUAACUACAGAUCAACACCGAUGAGAUCUAAUUUAGUUGGAGGAUUGAUUUUAAUCGAAUCCGAGUUAGGUCCGUCGUCUUCAGAAGUAGCAAAUAAGAAGGUGAAAGAGAGAUCGCAAAGCAACGACGCUGAGAGUUCGAUCCUCAGCGAGUGGAGCUUCGACGACGAUAGCAACAUUGAAUGUGUCCGCUCGAAACUCGAGCGGUGGCGGACGGAGCUUCCUCCGCUUUACGAUCUUGGAUCGAGUCAUCAAAGCAGCGAUGUAGGGAUGGAGAUUGUUCCAGUAUCGGCGAACGCAUGCGGAGGAAGGAAGAGCUCGAGACGGAAAACUCCGACGGCGAAGAAGAAGAAGCAUAACCGCCGGCACAGCGAGGGAGGAAACUAUAUUUUCUCGUGUUUUAGUAAUCUCUGCGGUGUUGGAUGCACUUUUGUUUGUGGAGGUGGGUCGGAUCAUGACGGGUCGAGAAAGAAAGGUGGGUCCAAGCGUCUGCCUCGUUUGGCCUCCGCUAAUGAUUUGAGUUAUUUGUAA
This is a messenger RNA of Raphanus sativus (radish), 2153 nucleotides long. RefSeq lists its product as uncharacterized. NCBI's taxonomy places the organism in Eukaryota, Viridiplantae, Streptophyta, Magnoliopsida, Brassicales, Brassicaceae. Gene Ontology annotation, biological process: defense response. The transcript has a single exon. Bases 348 to 2153 code for a protein of 601 amino acids. The record is from RefSeq and is a predicted model, not a curated record.